Messenger RNA from Otolemur garnettii (small-eared galago), 8697 nucleotides. RefSeq names its product hexose-6-phosphate dehydrogenase/glucose 1-dehydrogenase (gene H6PD). Lineage: Eukaryota; Metazoa; Chordata; Mammalia; Primates; Galagidae. The transcript is spliced from 9 exons. Gene Ontology annotation, biological process: pentose-phosphate shunt, oxidative branch; pentose-phosphate shunt; glucose metabolic process. Gene Ontology annotation, cellular component: endoplasmic reticulum. The record is from RefSeq and is a predicted model, not a curated record. Bases 774 to 3260 code for a protein of 828 amino acids. Gene Ontology annotation, molecular function: NADP binding; glucose-6-phosphate dehydrogenase activity; 6-phosphogluconolactonase activity.
UGGGCGACUGGGGCCUGGAGAGGGGCAGAAUGGGAGGAGAAGAGCACGGAGAGGUUACGGAAGGCCAGAGUGCAAGGCCAUGUGGACCUCUAAACAGAGGAUGACAUGGUCCAGCCAACACUAUACAAAGGUCACUCUGCUGAGUUGAGGUUCAACUGUACAGAGUCCAGAGGUAGAUACAGGAGGACAAUUAGGAGGGUCCUACAGUAAUCUAGACAGAUGAUGGUGCCUUCUGUUCUAGAUAAAUUUCAAAGGUAGGAACUGGGAUGUGCUGACAGAUCAGAUGACCUGAACGCUUAGACGGACAGAGUGGCCCUUCACUGAGAAUGGGGAAAGCUGCAUUUGAAGUACAAGACGGCUCCAGCAUGUUCCUGGUGGUAGCGACCCAGGAUUGGGACCUGCAGAUGGGAAUGGUUUGCUCCUGGUUUGAUGCACGUGGCACAGAGGGGCCAGAACAAGAAGGGAGGGGUGCCGGAAAAUACUUGGCCGCGUUACUUUGUACCUCAAUUUAAAAAUGAAACAGAUCGGAACCUGGAUUCGGUCCCAAACUUCCUGGCUGGCCAGGCCAGUGUUCCCACCUUCUGGGAUGUUAGCAGAGACCUUCUUUAACAGGAUGAGGAAACAGAGGCCCAGCCAGGUUAAAUGACUCGUUCCAGUUUCCUCAGCGGUGAAAUGAGACUCUUCAUAGAACCUUUCUCACAAGGAUGCUGUGAGGAUUGGUGGAGAUACUUGGUGAGCAGGUGUCAUCAGUAGUUAGUAACCAGUUUUUGCAAAUGAAGCCAUCUGAGGCUGUUAUUGAAAUACUUACAUCAGGACCUACCCUGAACCUGCUGAAUCAAAACUUCUCUCUCCUGGUGAAAGGAGGAGGAGGGCACCCAGGCAUUUGGAAGAUGCUCACAGUGGCGGUGAGCGUGGCCCUUCUGGGCUGCCUGCAGGCCCAGCAGCCCCAGGGACAUGUUUCCGUAAUCCUGCUGGGAGCAACUGGAGACUUGGCCAAGAAGUACUUAUGGCAGGGGCUUUUCCAUCUCUACCUGGAUGAGGCAGGGAAGGGCCACCGUUUUAGCUUUCAUGGGGCUGCCCUGACGGCCCCCAAGCAGGGCCAAGAGCUCAUGGCCAAGGCCCUGGAAACCCUUUCCUGUCCCAAGGACGUGGCACCCAGUCACUGUGCUGAACGCAAAGAUCAGUUCCUGCAGCUGAGCCAGUACCGCCAGCUGAAGACGGCUGAGGACUACCGGGCUCUGAGCAAGGACAUUGAGGCACAGAUCCAGCACGAAGGCCUCCAGGAGGCUGGCAGGAUUUUCUACUUCUCUGUGCCACCCUUCGCCUAUGUAGACAUUGCCCGUAAUAUCAACAGCAGCUGCCGCCCAGGCCCAGGCGCCUGGCUGCGCGUGGUCCUUGAGAAACCCUUUGGCCAUGACCACCACUCAGCCCAGCAGCUAGCCACAGAGCUCGGGAGCUUUUUCCAGGAGGAGGAGAUGUACCGGGUGGACCAUUACCUGGGCAAGCAGGCCGUGGCUCAGAUCCUGCCUUUCCGAGACCAGAACCGCAAGGCCUUGGACAGCCUCUGGAACCGGCACCACGUGGAGCGGGUGGAGAUCGUUGUGAAGGAGAGUGUGGACGCAGCAGGUCGCACCAGCUUCUACGAGGAGUAUGGCGUCAUUCGAGACAUCCUCCAGAACCACCUGACCGAGGUCCUCACCCUGGUGGCCAUGGAGCUGCCACACAACGUCAGCAGCGCGGAGGCCGUGCUGCAGCACAAGCUUCAGGUCUUCCAGGCGCUGCAGGGCCUGCAGAAGGGCAGUGCCGUCGUGGGCCAGUACCAGGCUUACAGUGAGCAGGUGCGCAGAGAGCUGCAGAAGCCAGACAGCUUCCACAGCCUGACGCCAACCUUUGCAGGCAUCCUGGUCCACAUCGACAACCUUCGCUGGGAGGGUGUUCCUUUCAUCCUGAUGUCUGGCAAAGCCUUGGACGAGAGAGUGGGCUACGUCCGGGUCUUGUUCAAGAACCAGGCACAUUGUGUACAGAGCGAAAGGCGCUGGCUUGAGGCACAGAGCCAGUGCCUGCCCCGGCAGGUGGUCUUCCACAUCGGGCAUGGUGACCUGGGUGGCCCCGCUGUGCUGGUCAGCCGGAACCUGUUCAGGCCCUUCCUACCCUCCAAGAGCUGGACGGAAAUGGAAGACCAGCCUGGGCUCCGCCUUUUUGGCCGUCCUCUGUCUGAUUACUAUGCCUACAGCCCCGUGAGGGAGCAGGACGCCUACUCCAUCCUCCUGUCACACAUCUUCCACUGCCGAAAGGACUCCUUCAUCACCACGGAGAACUUACUGGCCUCCUGGGUCUUCUGGACCCCUGUGCUGGACAGCCUGGCCCAUGAGGUCCCGCGCCUCUACCCGGGAGGGGCUGAGAAUGGCCAUCUGUUGGACUUUGAAUUCAGUGGCAGCCAGUUGUUCUUUUCCCAGCAGCAGCUGGAGCAGCUGGUACCUGGGCCAGGCUCUGCCCCAGUGCCCAGUGACUUCCAGGUCCUCAGGGCCAAGUACCGAGAAAGCCCACUGAUUUCGGCCUGGCCUGAAGAACUGAUUUCUAAACUGGCCGCUGACAUCGAGGCCACGGCCAUGCGGGCCGUGCAGCACUUCGGCAAGUUCCACCUGGCGCUCUCAGGCGGCUCCAGUCCCGUGGCCCUGUUCCAGCAGCUGGCCAUGGGGCACUAUGGCUUCCCCUGGGCCCACACACAUCUGUGGCUGGUUGAUGAGCGCUGCGUCCCACUCUCAGACCCAGAGUCCAACUUCCACGGCCUGCAGGCUCACCUGCUGCAGCAUGUCAGGGUUCCCUACUACAACAUCCACCCCAUGCCUGUGCAGCUGCGCCAGCGGCUCUGCGCCGAGGAGGACCAGGGCACCCAGAUCUAUGCCAGCGAGAUCUCAGCCCUGGUGACCAACAACAGCUUCGACCUGGUGCUGCUGGGCAUGGGCACCGACGGGCACACGGCCUCACUCUUCCCACAGUCGCCCACCGGCCUGGAUGGGGAGCAGCUGGUGGUGCUGACCAAGAGCCCCUUCCGGCCACACCUCCGCAUGAGCCUCAGCCUGCCCCUCAUCAACCGUGCCAAGAAGGUGGCAGUCCUGGUCAUGGGCAGGAUGAAGCGCGAGAUCACCCUCCUGGUGAGCCGCGUGGGCCGUGAGCCCAAGAAGUGGCCCAUCUCGGGCGUACUGCCCAGUUCUGGCCAGCUGGUUUGGUACAUGGAUUACGAGGCAUUCCUGGGAUGAUGUGACUUUUUCCUUUGCCCACUCCACUCCUGAACUUUCCUCCCCUAGCCUUGUUCCUGCCCUCCUAGCCCCACCACCUGCCCAGUGUGCCCUGGCUCUCUGGGAUCUGAGGCCUCACAGUCAGGCUCCAGAGAGGGCAGGGCAGGGCAGUGUCCUGGCCCAGUGCCUUUGUCAGUCACCAUGUCUAGCUGUGGUGGGUAGGUGCAGAAACAAGGGAGACGCUUCAAAUCCGGGUCAGGAGAGAGCCCUGAAAAAAGGCCCACAGUAGUCACACAUUGAUGUCAACCAAAAUAGAAUGAUGUGAGCUCCCAGGUUCACGGAAGGAAUAAGGGCUAAGCUUAAUCAGGGAGUUUCCCAGAGGAGGUUAUCCUUGAACUGGCGCCCAUGGAAAGGAAGAGUAUGAUUGGUAGAGAGAAGGAUGCAAAGGCCCCCAUGCGGGGGGGGGGGGGGGCCGCAGGCUGUGCAAAGCAGGGAUGCUUGGGACCUUUGUGAGAACUCAAGUAGGUCAGGCCCUUGCUUCCUUCAGAAGUCCCUCCUCCCAGAGCCUCUGCAGUCAGCCUCUGACCGUACCUCUUCUCUGGGGCCUCCACCUGUUCCCCAUCUCUGGCUCGCUCUCUCCCUUCCAUCCUGACUGUGCCAUGGGUAUUCCCAGUCCUCUCCCUGCUAUUUUGGGUUCCUCGGAUUUGUAGAGAGACGAGGGGUGAUAAAAGAAUACAGCAGCAAAUACUAGUCAGAAGUUUCCAGAAAUCCUACAGCUGUUGUUUGGAGGUUCCUUUCUCAGUUGCUGAACUGCUCUGCCAGAGAAGGCGGGUCCAGCUCCCCAGCUUCCCUGGGGAGGACCCCUGCCCUCCUUCCUCUCUCUGUUCUCCUUCCCUGGGGCACUUUGGGUCUAGAUGGUCAGGGCCAUUCAAGGGAUCCCUAAUUUAAGAGGGCCAUUGACACCUCAGGGGAUUCCCAGGAGGUUAUCUCCUCUCUCUGCAGCUACCAGUUAAAUCAUUUACUGAUGGCAGAGUCAUGUGCCUUGAGUGACACAGGGCCCUCCAGGUAGUGGCGAUCCAACCACACAGGACCUGGACCCAGACUUCUGGGGGCAGGGUGGCAGCCUUAGUUGGUGGUUUACAGGGCUGCAGCCAGCCUUCUUCACCCUGUCUCUUGGUGGCCCUGUGACCUCUGCCACCUCUCAGCUUCUCCACCAGCAGCACCACCAGGGGGAAUGAAUAGGCAGCUUCUCAGCAAGCACAGGUUAAAGCAGUGGAAUCUCUGCUCUUCAGAAGCCACGGGCCAGUAAUACCUGUUUUUCUGAAACCCUGGAGAAGGAAUUUGAAAUUCUUUUAAAAAACAACAAAAAGCAGGCUGGGUAGGUGGCUUGGGCCUGUAGUAUUAGCCCUCUGGGAGGCUGAGGUGGGAGGAUCCCUUGAGCCCAGCAGUUUGAGGUUGCUGUGAACUAGGAUGACACCCCUGCACUUCAGACAAGGCAACAGGGUGAGACUGUCUCAACAACAAACAACAAAAAGCAAAAUUCUCAGGUCACAUGUAAUUUUGUUUGUUCAACUUCCCAUAUAGUUAUGUACCCCAGAUGCGUCCCUGAAGGGUUAAGGCAGGUUUUUCUGUGUGACUUCCCCCAUUGUAAAGUCACACUGUGUGUCAGGCAAACACAAAGUUUCAUGUCCUGCAGAAUUCUCCAGGAAAGGGCUUUCAUUCUGCAAGGAGGAGUAUCACGAAGUCUGUUCCUUCACUUUGGACUGUUUACACUUUCUUCAAGGCUCUGGAUUUGACAGAAUCCAGCUUGCAUUUGAGAUGUGUGCCUGUGGGGUGAUUCCAGAGCCUCCGGCCCACGCAGGAUAGACUUUGAUCCCAGCCAGACGGAGCAUCUCUCUUUAUACCCGGAGCGCUGCCCUUAGUGGAACAGAACCACGGUGCCAGGGCCCAGAAACCUCCCUUUUCUGUCCAGCGCUAACCCUCUGGUCUGCGGGCUGGGCCGGUGCUCGGGGCGAUGCAGGUGCUUGCGGGUGCCUGCCGCAUGGGGGAGCCCUUGCGCCGUCCCCGCAGCCUCCCCUGGCGGCAGUUUCCGGCGCCGUAUUUCUUUGCAUUUCCAUGAUCUGUCUCCCUGGGUGCCUGGCACAGCACUCCCCAUCCGUUCUUAAGGAGCUGAGUGCUCUGUGGUUGCAACACCGGAGAGAAAGGGCCUUCACAUGCCCGAAUAUCCCUCCAGGAUCAAGGGUGAGCAGGCUCCUGAUGUCACCCUUUCUGAAUAAUAGUGAGUCACAGCCAGGCCUGGGUCUAGAAUGUCCUGUUCUUACCCAGAGGAAUGACUAGUCUCCCAGUGUACCAUUUAUCUGUCUGUGCAGAGCGUGUGUAUGGGAGAGGGGUUGGGGCUAGAUGCCAAAGAGUCCCUUUCCAGGCUCAUUUCCCUCUUAAGAUGACUUUGGGGAAGUUGGAGCUGUGUUCCUCUGCUCCCACCUGCCCCCUUUCCCUGCACCCUCUAAUAGGAGGGAGCCUCAGCAGAACCAGAUGCCCCCAGGCUGGGGGUUCCCACACUUUUCAGAUCAUGAUCCACAAGGAAAUGUUUUCUGUCAUGCCUCAGUCCCACUUGUACAUAAAUCUCUGUCUUGAGAAAGUUUUAUAAAGAAUUUCUUACCCAGAGGACCUGAGGUACCCUCUGCUUUCUAGUUUUCCUUUUUUAAAAAUGCUGCUUGUAAUUCACUGAAGUGAUUUGAUACAGAGUUUGCAAAAUGCUGCUCUAAUCCCACUUUCUACCCAGUUCUGAAGGGAGGAUCUGUGCUCUGCUCCCACAGGGAAGGACUGGUCUCUGGACCCUCAGGGCACCACAGGCCUGUGCCCAGGCAGGCAGAGUGCGAGGGGCGUGCUCUUCACAGAGGGGCUGGGGCCAGACACUGUGCAGCAGGGUCUCAUGUGAUCUCCCACAGCCCUGCAAGGUGAGCAGUAGGGUCCUGAUUAACUGAUGAGUUUGAACCUGAACUCAGUUUAGGGGGACUGCAGUGUAGAGACGACAGGAGCUGCCCGCUUGGAACCCAUGUCUUUGGUAUCCCAGAGCUAUGUUCCUAGACACCUGCCAGCGGCCUUCCCUAGAGUCCAGGUUCCUGUUGGGACGGCGAUUCCAGUGUGAGGAGCCCACGUGUGUACUUGGGGGCCUAUGGGAGACAGGCGUCGCAUCUCUAGAGCAAGCCAUCCCACCAUUUGGGGCUGAGAAAGAUGCAAGGGGCUCCCCAGGCUGUUGUAGGCUGGACUCUGUUUCCUCAUCUGGGGGCACAGUUUUCUGCUGAUUGCAAGUUGAAAUAGUCUCAUCUUGUUACUGUUCCCUGCUGCACGUUUCUCUCCUGACAUGCUUUAUUCCCACCGCUGGGCCCCCAAAUUAGCAGCAUAAUCAACGCAUCCUACCAUUUGCCCUGAUGCCCCAGAAUACAAUGUAUUCUCUGGAGGGUUUUCUUUCCAAAUAGGCAGCAGUCGUCUCUCUGGUGUGUGGGGGUCCCCGCUGCCUUGCCUGGUGCCAUUCUUGUCCUGGUUCUCACAGAGCCCAGGAGGGGAGCAGGGAGCAUGUGAUGGAGCAGAAAGGCAGAAGGUUCCACCAGGGGCUGUUUCUGAGCAUUUAGUUUUCAGGAACAAAAAUUUUUUUCCCUGUAGGAUAUACAUUGCCUCACGUAAGCGGUUUCACCCAGCUGUAUUGUUAUCUCCCGUGGAUGGGGCUCCCCUAGACCUCAGUCCAUGGGUACAAAGCUACUUGGCAGCACCCCAGCAUCAGAGAAUGGACAAAGCCCAGGAAGGCCAGUGGUGAGGGGGACCAGGUGGCUGUGGUAGCAGGCCACCAUUCCCACCUGUCCACCCCGCAAAUGAGCCCUGGCGGGGAGAGGGCCUCAGAAGUUCUGUUGCCUUCAAAUGUCUGGGGCCAGAUGACGCAUGGGGGCCAUUCACCCCUGUCAUCCCCUCCGGGGAGAUGGAGGAGCAUCAGCCUCAGCGCAUUCCCUACUCCACUCUGAGCACCACCAGCCACUCUGAGGCCCUCACACUUGGAGAGGUGCUAAUCGCAUUGUUCAAGUGACAUUUCCAUGGGGAGGAAGGCAGUUCCUCCACCUUGCCAGGCUGUGGCAGCUGCUCAGCACCCGAGGGAGCACAGUGACCGAGACCGUCUUGGCGGCACUGCUCUGCCCUCCACACUCUGAGCGUUUCAGUUGCAGUUGCUUGAUGAGGGUUUACGCUGGACACUAGCAUGUCCUUUGAUUCUCUUUGCUGCGUACUGUGUAGCCUCCAUAUAAACUCCCCAUCCUGCCCUUUCUGCCCUGCCCCCCAUUUAUAUCAGUCUUCCCUGCAAACUAUGUCUUCACCCAGGUCAAGAGAGCGGGAGCCCAGUCCGUGUGUGUUCCUGAGGAUUCACGGUAGCAGAGUGAGCAUGGAGCCUCUGCAGCUUGGAGUUGGGUGUGAGUGAGAAACUGAGGCUCCCUCAGCUUUUUGCUGAGCAAGGUGUAAACUCAGGCUAUCACCAGCACAAGACAGGGUUCUUUCUGAAACUGCAGCCAGCCGUGGGAAAAUGGGCCCUUGGAUGAAACUUCCCCUCCAGCCAACUUGCAAGUCAGUGGAGAUGUGUGUCUGUGUGUGACCCGCGUGCAGGGAGGGGAGAUUAGGAGCAUUGGAUUAAUUACAUUUCUCCCUAUCCUUUGAUUUCCCAGGAUGAUCUCAUUUCGAACUGUUGCCUUGCUUUCAGGUAUCUUAAAGGCAGUCUCUGCAUCUUUUGUGUCCCUUGCUAAGAGCUGUAGGGAAUGUGUGUGAAUGGCCAGUAGUUAGCUUUGACAGUGUAAAGUUUUUUGGUCCUUAGCUUUACCCAGUUUUAGGAGGUGCAUGAGCACAGGAGAAGAGGAUCCUGGAUUAAUUUGCCAGCAGUCAAGACCUUAGUUUGCCUCUAUGUACAGCCUGCCCCCCCACUUCUGUCCACCCCGAAGAGCUGGCUAAUAGCAGACCCCAGGGGCAGAGCCUCUUCUGGGUCCUGGGAGCCUGUUCCCGCCUGUGCCUGGGUGAAAGCCAUGAUUCCAGCCGGGAAGGUCAAGUUGGAACAGUGUGGAGAGGCUGUUGCCACAGCAGGACUGGACAGGGACGGGGCUUUGUGCAUCUGGAUCCGGGUCCUACGCUCCCUGCCCUGGCCUGCAAAGUUGGGGUCUGGGCUUCUGCCAGGUAGGGAGAAGAGGGACUGUUCCCUGUGGGUGAGGAGACAGGAGCAUGAGCCAUUCGCCACUGAGCAGCAAGAAUGUGCCACCCUUUCAUGCAGUGAGGGAACCGACCACUGGUUUGUAUGGAAACACUGGAAACUUAGAGGUGCUUGAGAUGAUGAGACACAUUCACAAGUGCCUUUUGGAAAGGUUUUUAAAAUGCCUUUUUGUAUGUGAAAUGUAACGUUUAUUUUCUAAACAAUCAAAUUGUUUUGCCAAAA